Molecule: messenger RNA, 1041 nt
Organism: Naegleria fowleri
Lineage: Eukaryota; Heterolobosea; Eutetramitea; Acrasida; Naegleriidae
Exons: 3
Coding region: 1-1041 (346 amino acids)
Biological process (GO): fatty acid metabolic process
Cellular component (GO): mitochondrion
Molecular function (GO): trans-2-enoyl-CoA reductase (NADPH) activity
Source: RefSeq, a predicted model, not a curated record
AUGAUGAAGGCCUGCUUCUAUGCAACAAUACAAUCAAAGGCUGUUCGUUAUGAAAAGUUUGGUAAUCCUUUGGAGGUUUUGAAAGUUGAUGAUGUGAACAUUGAUACCUCCGUAAAGGGCGACGAGGUUAUUGUCAAAAUGUUGGCUGCUCCAAUCAAUCAAGCAGAUAUUAACACAGUGCAAGGAGUUUACGGCAGAAGACCAAAUUCCUUCCCAGCAAUUCCUGGUAAUGAAGGUGUUGGCAUUGUUGAAGAAGUUGGAUCAAAUGUAACUGGUAUCAAAAAGGGUGAUCAUGUUAUUCCAUCCAGUGCAGGAUUAGGAACCUGGAGAACUCAUCUUGUGUGUAAAGCUGAUAAUCUUACCACCGUUUCAAAAGAUUUACCAGUCGAAUAUGCUUCAAUUCUCUCUGUUAACCCUUGUACUGCUUAUAGACUUCUCAAUGAUUUUGUUGACUUGAAGCCAGGUGAUGUUAUUAUUCAAAAUGGAGCCAACAGCAUGGUUGGUCUCUUGGUCAUUCAAUUGGCUAAAAUGCGUGGCAUUCAAACUAUUAACUUAAUAAGACAAAGACCAAACUAUGAAUUAACCGUACAAAGAUUGAAGGAAUUAGGAGCUGAUAUUGUCAUGCCUUAUUCAUUUUCUAAUAACAAUACUUCAAUGAACCGUUUAUUAUCGGACAUGCCAAAACCAAAAUUGGCAUUGAACUGUGUCGGUGGAGAGGCUGCUCGUGUUGUUGCUAAAUAUUUAGCUGACGACGGUAUCAUGGUGACAUAUGGAGGAAUGUCAAAACAACCAAUUACUGUGCCAACUGGUCCUUUCAUUUUCAAUAAUAUUACACUUAAAGGUUUCUGGAUGACCAAGUGGGUUGAAACACAUUCAAAGGAAGAAAGAAUGAAGAUGAUUGAUGAAUUAUCCAAGCUUGUUGUUGACAAGAAAUUGUUGGCAUUUAUGGAAACAUUCAAAUUCUCUGAGUUCAACUAUGCUUUGGAAAAGAGCUUUGAGGAAAACCGUGACAGAAAGGUCGUUUUGAAGAUGAACGAAUAA